CAUGUGCAGCGGCAAAAGAUGGUGGCCACCAGGAGAGGAACGCGCGUGAGCUCGCCGGAGAAAAACACAAACGAUGAAGUCACGGAAACGCCGGGAUCCACCAUCAGAAGAACGAGAAGUAGAACGGUGAUUGUCCCAACACCGUCCCAAUCCGAACACACCAGUGACUCCCAGCAGGAUGAAGCAGAAGAGAAGGACAUGUCUUUAGAUAAACCAGCCAUUUUACCAAAAAAGGAAACUAAAAGUUCUAAACGUCGUCCCACAAACAAACAGCCAGAAUCCACACAUGAAGCAGAUGUGUCUGAAUCCGAAUCUUGCUGUUCCGUGACAUCGGAUGUCCACCCGACCUCUAGAAUCACAAGAAGGGCAACCAGAGCGGAACCUACAACUGUGGAGGAACAGAAGGCAUCUAAAGCAGAAUCUAGUUCUUCUUCGUUGGGUAAAACGCCACGCAGGUCCACAAGAGGUCAGAACAAACCUGUUCCUGUUUUAGAGUCUACCACUUCACAGGAAGAUGAGCACUCUGAGGCUGAGUCCUGCAGCUCUGUGGUGUCUCUGUCCAGAAGGCUUACUCGGAGCCACGUGAAGCGUACUGUUGCUCCUACAGAUACGGCCCACUCAGAGGCUGAUUCUUGCUCUUCUGUAGUUUCUGGACCACAGGGUUCCACUGUCCGUAGGUCCACACGCAGCAGAGUCAAGGUCACUGAGCCAAUCCCUAUCAAUUUGGAGCACAGUGAAACUACAGAGGCUUCUGCUGCUCUUGAGCCCAGGAGGACCAGGGGGCAGAGAGGCAAAGCAAAGUCUGCUGAGAAAGACCAGGCAGAUGACUCUGACGGAUGUCACUCUGGACCUAGCUUGAGUCCCAAAAGAACCACUCGAAGUCGGGUAGCUGAUUCAGAUUCAGAAUCAGUAUCGACUGCGUACACGUCUCUUGACAGUCCUUGUUCUCCACAGGGCAGGGGAACCCCUUGCAGUAGCCGAACUGGCUCAGCUAGCAGCAACCGUGCUCUUCGAGUUUCUAGAUCCAAAAGUGUCAGAACGACAUCAAAUGUGCAUUGUAUGUCCUCACUGGUCUCCAAAAGUGUCAAAAAGGACAGUGAAAAGAAUGAACCUGAGAGAGACCAGGUUGAAACUACAGAGGAUGUUUCUUUUGUACCUAAAAGUGGAACGACAUCUGAUGUGGAGGAUGUAGAGGAGGAGGGUGAUGAGGAAGACACAAAUAACAAAACGGUUAUUGCUGCAGAUCAAGAUUGUUUCGUUUCUGAAGAUAAUAAUGGGAAUGUUACUCUAACCCUGGAUGAAACUGAAGCUCAAGUGGGUAAAUCUGAGAGCAGACGAGACAUUUCUUCUGACGCUAAGAAAGAUGUAAAAGAAUCCCUGAAAGUUGCAGGCAAGCCCAUGGAAACACAUGGGGCUGGUUCUAUAGAGGAACUCGAAGCCAUUGAAGAGGAAUCAAGUUGUGUAUCAGUGAUGCCCCAAGAGAGUUUUCCAGGGGCUGAUCAGUCAAAACUUGCAAAGGAACAAGAUACUGACGUCCAGCAAAGAACUAACACUGAAGGACCGUCAUCAAGCUCAGAAGUGACGAAGACAAGUAUUGAGAAGACCAAGCCUGUGAAGGAAUUGGUCAGCUUGCUGGACAGCAGCGAGGAUGAGGGGAGUGAUGAUGAUGAUGUACUCUCUGUGGAUGGAGGUAGUGAUGAGGCUGUAGACUUAGACAGCGAGGAUGGAAUGUGUUGUUCUGAGGAUCAGCCAGGCCCCUCCGGUGCACCAGACUCGCUCACGGGUGACGAGCUGUUUGUCAUUGAUGCACGUCCUGGAUAUCAGCCUAGCCAGAAAUACUACAUUGAUGCUACAAAGUCCGAAAUCGACGAUUCCAAAGCUACUGAGGAAGAAGAGGAUUUUGUUGAUGAGGAGGGGGAGGAUGAGGAUGAGGAGGAGGAUGAAGACUCAAAAGUUCUUUUUACUACAAGGAAGCCAGCACUGACUGAUUUAUCAAGUUCUAUUGACCCAGGGCUAAAAGUAAAGGCUCUUGGAGGAUUAUAUAUUAACUUUGAUGGGAGUAAAUCCAGAUCUGUCUCCAACACCCUGAAGAAGCUGAAGGAGCAGAAGAACCAGGAUGAGUUGCUAAAGAAGAGUGUGAUUGUUGCAGACUUUGAAAAGAAAGACACUGUACCACCAUACAAGGAAUCCAAACAUGCUGCUAAAUUAAAACGCAAGGAGGAGAGAGCCAAGACCACAGGAGAUGGCUGGUUCAACAUGAGAGCUCCUGAAUUAACAGAGGAACUGAAGAACGAUCUCAAGGCUUUACAGAUGCGUUCAGCCAUGGACCCAAAGCGCUUUUACAAGAAGAAUGACCGAGAAGCGCUUCCCAAAUACUUUCAAAUUGGAACAGUGGUUGAUAACCCAAUAGACUUCUACCAUUCCCGAAUUCCUAAGAAAGAGAGGAAGAGAACUAUUGUGGAGGAAUUGCUUGCUGAUGCUGAGUUCAGAAGUUUUAACAAGAGAAAGUAUAGAGAGAUCAUUGCAGAAAAAGCAGCAGCAGCAGCUGGAAGAAUGAAUAAAAAGAGGCAUAAAUUGCAUAAAAAGAAAUAAUUGUGAAGAAAAACCUGUAAAACGGAGCUAAGCAUGGUUAAGCCUGUUAACAACUGUGGCUGUUUUUUGUUUUCCUGACUGAAGAAGCUUGAUUGUGCCACCAGUUUGGAGGAUUGGACAAAAUGACCGUUCUUCCAUUAAGACCUCUCACAGACUGAUCAGCAAUAAAUCAUGUAAACCAGC
Molecule: messenger RNA, 2775 nt
Organism: Clarias gariepinus (North African catfish)
Lineage: Eukaryota; Metazoa; Chordata; Actinopteri; Siluriformes; Clariidae
Gene: dnttip2
Product: deoxynucleotidyltransferase, terminal, interacting protein 2
Exons: 8
Coding region: 19-2592 (857 amino acids)
Biological process (GO): RNA processing
Cellular component (GO): nucleolus
Molecular function (GO): RNA binding
Source: RefSeq, a predicted model, not a curated record